AUGGCAGCCGGCGCGCCAGGCUCGAUCCGGUCCCAACUCAUUGGCGCGUGGGAGCUGAUUGAAUACUGCGCCUACCUGCCCAAUGAUGAAUCGAACAAAAUCUAUCCCAUGGGGCCCGAUGCAACGGGCAUCAUCAUGUACACCCCCGACGGGUAUAUGUCCGCACAACUCCAGACACCGGGACAGAAGGCCUUUGGAGAAAGGUCCGGGUCGAAGGUCGGUCACGAUGCCGACUGGGCGACGGUGGGGAGAAACUAUACCGCGUACACUGGAGCGUUCUAUCUGGACGAACGCGGUGACGACAAAGGCCGGCCGGUUUUGAUGCACAACAUGAGAUUCUCGAACCUGCCGUAUCUGCGGGGUGACCACCAGAGGAGGAUCAUGAAGUUUGUCGACGAGAGCGAUGGCAGAUACCUGGUGUUGAGCUUGGAUGAUCCUCUGAAGUUCGAUGGGGAGGAGCGUUUGAUCAGGGUGAGAUGGAGAAGGCUGCCUUUGAAUCAAGCAUCAACACCCCCAUGA
Messenger RNA from Cladophialophora immunda, 519 nucleotides. RefSeq lists its product as uncharacterized. NCBI's taxonomy places the organism in Eukaryota, Fungi, Ascomycota, Eurotiomycetes, Chaetothyriales, Herpotrichiellaceae. The transcript has a single exon. The coding region runs from base 1 to 519 and encodes 172 amino acids. The record is from RefSeq and is a predicted model, not a curated record.